ACGUCAUCACAUUUCGACAGCUUUGGCGGUCUGUUACGUCUGUCGGUAAGGCUCAGUCAGCGGAAUAUUGAAAGCUUUUUGUAAAGUCUCUCCAUUCUUUUGUACAUUAUACCGCUAUUUAUUCAACGGUAGGUACUAACAUUCAAAUAAAAACGAAGUCACGUUAGUCGGACAUCUUGUCACGCCGUAAUAUCAGUCGGGGUUCAUUUGUCAAGGCAAAGGAAAGCCAAGUUUGUGCUCAACUUCGAAUCACUGCGCAUGCGUGAACUGUCAUGUCUUUCCCAAUGUAGUUUAAAUGUUAACGAUAAAGUCAUUUUACUGUCACGCGAACGUGUCACUGUUAAUUCCUGGUCGUUUACCAACAAAUGUAUGUGACAUGGAGGCGGAAGAGACUGACUUAAACCCCGAUAAAGACGACCUCCCACUUUGUGCCAAUACCAACCACAUGCUAGUCAAGCACUAUGCUCUGGACCUGACUGUUCAUUUUGACAGGAAAGUCAUCAGUGGCAGUGUGGUUCUGUUCCUGGAACCAACUGCUGCUGGAGAACCUGAGGAACAUUACGAGACCCACACUGCUCUGUUGAAAAAGAAUGACCAGUGUUCAAAUGAUCCACCAGGGGUUGGGACAGCAACCUAUCAUAUCAAGAGCUCACCCGAUCGUCAUUUCACCUUAGUGCUGGACUGCUGUGAUGUCACUGUGUCAAAGGUGGAGCAAGUGGACAUCACCUUCUUGUCGGACUCCUUUCCCGGGGUCCGGCCCCGUGACCUCAUCCGCGAGCUGACCUCCAUGCCUUCUGCUCUGUGGAGGCGGCAGAAGGAGCUCUUCUCAGCGUGCGGCCGUGCCCCUGGUGUUGAUGGCGGCCUGCUGCAUUUUCACACCGACCGCUGGAGUCUGCAGGUGUGGAAGCAGGAGGUCUCCUCCCCACGUGAGUUCCCCCGGGCCUUCAGGAUCUGGUACGAAACAAAGCCUACUGGGGGUUCCGUGAGGUGGACCAAAGACCAGGACAACAGGGCGUGCGUGUACACCGCCGGCUCCCCCAUCAACAACCGAGCCCUCUUCCCCUGCCAGGAGCCGCCUGUUGCCAUGUCAACGUGGCAGGCCACGGUGCGGGCCCCCCGCGACUGUGUGGUCUUGAUGAGCGGGGAGGAGCAGGUCGCGCCUGCUGAAGAUGGGGACACAAGUUUGUUGAUGUGGAAUUACUACGUCACAAUGCCCAUGCCUGCCUCCACCUUCACCUUGGCAGUAGGCCACUGGCAACAAGUCCUUGCUCAGCUUCCUCCUGCGUGUGGAAAAGGGGGGAGGGAAAGGUCGCAUGAGUUUGGGGAGUCCGUCCCCGUGUCCUCACACGGAGGUUCAAGCAGUGAAGUAGCAAAAGCCUCCAGCCUCUACACUGACAGGGAAGAGCGGACCGCCUGCUCGGGCUCGUCUUCUCAGCACGAGAGCGUCUCUGUGCCCGACCAUUCAGCCAUGUUGGAUGAUGGCUUCCCUUGUUCCCAUGGCGACUACCCUUGCCGGUUCGUCGAGCGCACCCUGAAGUCCCAGCGUGUGAUCCCGCACCGUGUGUUUGCCCCCGUCAGCCUUCUGCAGAAGGCACAGACCGGAAUCCUCGCCUUAUUGCCGCGAUGUUUAGCCGCAGCCCACGCGGUUCUUGGAGUUCAUCCCUUCCCCCGACUUGACGUUCUCAUCGUGCCAGCAGGGUUUUCCAGUCUGGGAAUGGCCAGGCACCGUGACGGGAUGAAAAGGCAGCUACGCAUGACUGCACAUGGACAGAGGAUGGAGGAGUGUCCCGUAAACACUUUAAGCCCCCACAUAAUUUUCCUGUCUCAGAGCGUGCUGCAAGUUGGCAGCUCAUUUUCAACAGAAAACAGCCUGUCCUUGUGUGGGUCCAGGCUGUGCCACGAGAUUUCCCACUCAUGGUUCGGACUGGUCAUCGGGGCCAGAGACUGGACAGAGGAAUGGAUCAGCGAGGGUUUCGCCACAUUCCUGGAGGAUAUUAUCUGGGCCCGAGCACAGCAACUUUCUCUGCCGGAAGCAGCAGAACAGUCCAACUUGAAGGCACUGCUUCGGUGGAGAAGAUUGUCUGACGAGUUGCAGAAUUCAGGAGAGGAGCUUCAAAUCCUCAGACCAAACUUGGAGAAAACAGGCCAGGCCAGUGAGUCCGGCUCCUCCACGGUAAAACAUGCCCUUAACCCAGACAAACCCUUCUUGCAAGUCCACUACCUCAAGGGCUACUUCCUCCUAAGGUUCUUGGCCAGUCAAGUAGGAGAGCAACAAUUCAUUAACUUCUUCAGAUUAUUUGUGAAGAAAUACCACGGGCAACUCAUUCUGUCUCAGGAUUUCCUGCAAAUGCUGCUAUCUACCUUUCCUGACCUUGCAAGAAAAGGCCUAACGCUCGACGCUAUUUAUGCCGACUGGCUGGAUCGACCGGAAUUCCCAAGGUGAGGUUGUCUGUUUUCUGUUCUUCAUUCUGAAUUGUCAUUUUAGUAUUAAUUCGUCCAAAUUUUAAAUUGAUCAUUCCAACUAGAAUGCGUCUGCACCACACAUGUAAUGUUUUACUGUCAUCUCUCAUAAAUCACUCCACUUAUUGUUCUUGCUCCUUCCAAUUAUAUGAGAAGCAGCAAGUCACAUGCUUCUUAUUAAGCAUUUAUUGCGAUGCAUGGCAAUUGCAAGCCAAAGCCAACAAUCUCAGCCUGUGUGCACUGAACAGGUAGCAGCUUAUGAAAAGUUUCACUCACUGGUUAUGUUACGUACACCUAAAAAUGUAAAGUUUUAAUUUUGGCCAGAGUGAUGAGACAAAACAAGUCAAAUGCAGAAGAUGCAAGUAAAAAUUAUAAAGAGCCGAGACAAAAUUGAGGGAAAAAAGUGAGAAGUCCAAAAAUUGAUAAAAGCAGCCAAAAAGACCCAAAAUGACACUAGAUCGAUCAAACGUAGACGAACAUGCAAAAAUAAAGAAGAGAAAUGCCCUAAAUUGAAGUAGAAAAUGAAAAAAAUAAUAAUAAAUUCAAUUAUCCGUCCACUGAAGUUCCCUCACUUCAGUCUUUAUAUAGAUAAUGUUAAAAAUAUAUAUUUUGUAAAAUACCGGUAACAGCACGUGGGAUGUUCUUGCUACUUCUAGUUAUAUGAGACGUAGCAAUACACAUGCUUCUUAUUAAGCAUUUAUUGUGAUGCAUGGCAUAUGCAGGCCAAAGCCAACAAUAUCAGCCUUUGUGCACUGAACAGGAAACAUUUUUAUUAUCAUUAUAAUUGUUAGUAGUAAUAGUAGUAUUGUUAUAACAAAAGGCGAACUUUUCCAAGUUUGCAGGUUUUCGUGAUGUUGAAGCAAAAGGUGGAGCACCCAAAUGCAGGGAAGGAGGGAGGCCAGGCAGAAGUGCAAGAGUCUCAAAAUAGUAUUUAAUUACAAAACAAAAAAAGCCAAAAGAGGUAUGUAGUAGAAUCAAACCACUAAAUCAGUGAAGUCCAGAGAAAAAAAAACAAGGUUCAAAGUAACAAAGAAACACAGAAAAUAACUCCGCACAAAAGGAAACAUAACAUGAAUAGAUGAAUACGACUUACACAGUAACAUCAUCGAACAGACACAGACUGAAAGAAGCCAGGAAACUAAAUAGAAGCUAACUGACGGGACAACGAGGCACACCUGGACAAGACACGAGUGGCUGGAGGGAGCUGGUUUGUUGACACAAGGAACACGGCAAAUGAGAACAGGCGGGAAUAAAAAGAAGUGCGAGAAAAGAAGUGAAUAUGGGUCACUGUUUAAUUCCGGGCAUAGGUCCUUGGGACUUUUUCUUGCGUCCUUUUAUGAUAGGCAUGUCCAACCACAUUACUUGUUGAUCGGUGAAACUGGUGUCCAAGACAAAUUGUUUCCAACUUUCCAGGGAGCACCACUGGUUAAGUUGUAGUCGUGUAAGGGACCCCUAAAAUGUUUCUCCAGGGUACACACACUUGCAAAAAGAAUUUGGGGCAUGUUGAGGCCCCCAAAAAGGUGCUAAAACAAUAUACACUGUGAUUCCAAGAGGCCCCUAAAAUUUACGCAAAUGAUUGAAAUCUAGACAAAAUAUAGACCUCAAUGACGGAGGUUGCAGGUUUUUUGGGGAUCAAGUCAAAAUGAUCCAUUUUUGAAAAAGCAAUAGAUUUCAACUUGGGCCAAAAGAUCUUCCUUUUGAUCAAGUUGUGACAAUGACAGUGUGUCAUUCUGGAACAUAAUAUUUAUUUAUUUAUGUAUUUAUUUAUUUAUUUUAAUUCUUAAAAGUGUAAAACCUAUAGUACUAUAGGUUUAGUAUUAAUCUAAUACUUAUAUAUAGUAGUAUCAUACACAAUUGGAGUACAUUAUGGUCCUCUACCAUCAUGUGUUUCUAGUCUAAGGAGAUCCAGUACAAAAGGUACUAAUAAUGCUCAAUUUUGAAAGGUAUUAAUUUGACAAUAUCUUUAAUAAUCUGGUGGUUUAUUGGUGAUCUUUGUCUUAAAGGCAGAAUUUUUGUCACUGCUCUUGUAUUGAAUCUCCUUCGAUUGUACCGAAUAAAGUGUCCAGUGGCUUAUCUUGUUAUUAUUCAGGGUAAUCGUAAACCUCUUUUAUUUUUAUGUCAAUCAAUGGAGUAAUUUUUGUUUAGUUUCCCUUUUAUUUACUAUUUAAUGGCCACUUUGUUCUUACUGGGGGCUGUGACAUCAUCGAGCAUGCGGGGAAUAUUGCACAUAUCAAUCAUCCUUGUCGGUGAAUCAACAUGAGAGUGAGGGUUUUCCAUUCAUCAACAACAUAUGAAGUGAAAUAUGUAACGCACAGUUCCAUUCAACGGGUGUCUAAAUCAAACUGUCUGUGGUCUAAGUCACCAAAUAUUUGGGCAUUUGACUUGGAUUAUUCUCCUAAUGAAACGCGUUUCUUACAUUAGUGAGGACACUUAAAAAUGAUGUGUGAUUAUUCAUCAAUUGGCGUCAUUUUUGGCUAUGUUGCUCCCAUAAUCAAUCCUUCUUCUCUGCUAUUCAAUGCUCUCUUUUUUUUCCCCAUUCAUGAUGACUGAUCUUAAUCAGCAGCCUAUGGAUGUUUGUGUUGCCGUCUGGGUGGGAGCCUUCAUUUUCGAAAUGAUGUAACAGGAGCCUUCGGGUUUGGAGGGGUAGGUGGGGGCUCAUAGAGUGGGAAGCAGACUUCUGUUUUGCUAUACCUGAUUGGCCUGCAGCCGAGGCCUUUUCUGGUGUUUGAUGUGCCAGUCACCGCCUAAUCAGAUCAGCCUCAUCGACCCAAACCUUUUACAAAUGCACGCGCUUGUGUAUACUGUGUACACGGGACACAAACAUGCUUUAAAAAAAAAAAAAGGAAAGAAAGAAAGGAGAAAAUGGUCUGUGGCUCGCUUCUGUUUGUCCUGCGUCCACACAUUUCUCCAUGGAGGCUUGAGUUGCAGAAAGGCAGGAAAUAUUAAACAAUGACAUUUAGCUGUCCCGCAGCUAGAGAACGGGAAUGGAAAGACAAGUUCCAGCUUAUUUUGGACACAUCAACAGAUGACUAAGCAGUCCCUUUGGGAGGAUACAUGUAGGCUGAGGUACUUUUGUUUAAAUAAAGAUAUGGCCCACGAUUCACAAGGGCUGCUCGUUCAGCCAACGUUAGCCCUUUCAUGCUGCUUAGGAUGUAACUGACUGAUGUAACAAAAAUAUAUUUUUUCUGUCGGAAGAAAUUUUAAUCUAGAUGACAUAAUGCAAGCCUUUUCUGUGAGAAAGUUGAAGGUGCUAGCUACUAGUUAAAUUGUCUACAGUUGUAGUAGUGAUUCUGUUUUAUUACUGUAGUUACACAAAUUGUUGCUCAGGGGAGUUUUUUCACUCAACUGCAGAUGGGGGGAGGUAUUUAUUGGGUGGGAUUCCUUUAGUUGAAUGGAUAUUAAACAAUAUUACUAGUGUAUUACAAUUCAUGUCAAGUCAAAUUGGAGUUUUGAAUAAGACCCACCCUCAAUAGGUGAGAAUCUGCAAUAUAGAGAGACCACAUAAAAACUUGUUUUAUAGCUUUACCCCUCCCACAUGCCUGAAAUGUAUGAAAAAAACAUUGUAAACAUAAAAAAAUGAUAGCAAUUUGAAGUGUAUCGAAAAUACUUAAUACGUACUGUAUUGUAGUCUCUGUGUACAUGUGCCUUUAAGAGGCGGGGCCUGGUGGUGUGCGUCAUGUGAUGUCGGUGAGUCUGUGGGUUGUGGCUGUCCUUUCCCACAUGCGAGGGCAUUACUGUAAGUAAAUCCAUCCAUCCAGCUUCUGUACCGCUUUAUCCUCACAAGGAAACCGGAGUGCUUGAAGAAAAUCCACGCAGGCAUGGGGAGAACAUACAAACUCCACACAGGCGGGGCUGGGAUUCGAACCACGGUCCUCAGAACUGUGAGGCAGAUGUGCUAACCCCUGUAAGUAAAUAUACUGUACAAAAUGUUAACUUAAAAAAAUAAGGCAAUCCCAGUGACGGAAACAUGAACGAACCAAACGUGCAGCAGUCAAGUCAGAAUCUCUUGAAAUCAGUGUUCAAAUUGUGGUCAUCAUAUAAUUGAGUUUAUUCUUUUAUUUGUCACGGUGGCUAAUUUCCAUCUGCAGAACCUAUGGCAAGUAAGAAAUAAAAUGGCAAAAGAGUAGAAAGGUUAAGAGAUGUGGACCUGCAAACCUUAUACGCAUAUGUACAGAGCAUUUUUGCAUCCGGUAUUGUGCACCGAACAGUUCAAUACAAUAGUUUCAAGAGCUUUUCAGUUACAUGAGGAUAAAAUAUUAGAAAGACUUCUUAAUUUGAUACUCUGUAAUGCUACAUCCCUGAAAACUACAAUCACAGUGCUAAACAUUUGGGGAAAUGAAUAGGGAUUAGCAUUGAUUACAUUUCCCAGUUUGACUAUGAAAAUUAACUCUUUAAUAUUGUUUUAAUAUUAGAAUAUAAUAAUAAUAAUAUGAAGUUGCGAAAUACUGAUCUAUACAGUAUGUGACAUGCAUUUGGCUGGAAACCAAAGUGAAAUUGAGACUCCAGCUCACCUGAGAACCUAAUGAGAGAAAUUAUAGAAAGGGAUGGAUGGAAUUCCAGUUACAAUAACACCAAUAUUUUUCAUGGUAAAUUGUGAUACAGUUGGGAAUCUUGUUUGUAAUGCAUCAUGGCGCUAACUGGCUCCAAACAGUUGUCAUUCUAUAAUAAAAAAAAAAAAAAAAAGAUUAAAGUGAGGAGAGCAAGAUGAGAUGGUGGCUGAGAGGUGUAAAUCCAGAUAAUAUUGAUUGACCGGAGGAGACACUACACAGACGGGCGGCGGGGGGACUCGCAGAGAGGUAGACAAAAGCCUUGCUAUUUGUGGAAUGGUAGCGGGGAUCAAGGCUGCAAAAAGAGCUAUGUGCGGUAUCCCGUUACACAAUGCCAAUUUACUGCCUCAGCACUCACUGGCUUCUCCACAGCCCCCUCUGACAACUUCUUUUCUGAGCCGCUCUCCAUCUUUUGCUUGCACGCUAUUUCUGCUGGAGGAGCUUUGUGUCAUACACACAGAGGCUUGCGCUCGUAGUAUUGAAGCUUGUGUGUGGCCAAUGGAGAAUACUACAAGCUGAAUCACGACUGGGCGUUUGUGGGAAUGUGUGCGUGCGUGCGUGCGUAUGUGCGUGUGUGUUUGUAAGGAGUGUCCUGCAUAGUAAGAUAUUUGAUUACCUCUGCCAAUGAAGUUUUGUUUUCAUUGGUAUGGCUUUGUCAUAGUAAAAGCAAUGUUUCAAGGUAAAAUUUCACAUCAACUGGUAGAACUGUCAAUACGCAUGUACUAACUCUUUGGCAAAUGUGCAGAAGGUGAUUGCUUCAGAGCGGAGUCCCUUCACAUGAAGACUUAACCCUCAUUUUCCAAAUUACAUUCCAUUCUUAUUUUUUAUAUUAUUGUCUUCUUUCUGUUGUCAUAUUGUACCAGGACAGAGAGGUGUGUAAUAGUGCUGGGACGAUACUCGGUAAAACUGAUGGAUUUUUUUCGGUUUUGUACUUGGAGAAAGUUAAAAAUAUAAAACAAAUAAAAAAGGCUUUUAUGCGUGUGCUGGCUUCCCCCAAAUUAUUGGAGAGAUCAAUUUGUUUUCUGUAAUUCAGUAAUACGUAUGUUUGUUUGCCUGUUCCGCUAACAAAGUCCAAAACUCUUUAAUAUGGGUUGCGAGCUGUUGGAGUGUUUUGAGUGCAAAACCACAUAGAUGACAAGAUGGGUUAGGGUCCUUGCUAUCCCUAAUCAAGUGGCCAUCCCUUACAGAUACAAACUUCUCGCUACUUGAAGACACCACGAAAGGAUGAAAAAAAAAAACAGGAAAAUGUUGUACUGAUGUAGUUUGCUUAAAGAUGUUAUUGCUUCACUUUAGGUUGUUGAUAAUUAAUUGUAAAGGUAUUUUUUUUAAUUAACUGUCAGAGAUUUAAGAGCUAUGUUUACGUUUACAUUUUAUGAUACGUUUUUUCUGCCCAAUAUGUACAAAAGGUUCCACUGCAUUUUAGUAAUAGUGAAUAAUAAUUUGUUUUUAGCGUUUGUUCUUGAUAAUGAUGAAGAUAAUUAAUGAAAAGCACGUUGGAACAGUCAUGUCUCCUCUCUUGCACCCAGAAUCUCACCUACGUUUAACCUGAUUGUCACAAUGAUAUGUCAAAUGUCGGACUGCCUCAUUCUUUCAGUUUUAACCUGACUAUACAAGAUGUAAUUGAUUUUCCUAACAGUCAACGUAAACCUAACCAUGAAAACCGUGACCACAAAAGCGUGAUAUGAACCGAAUGGAGGAUUUUGUGAACAGUUAGUGUGUAAUACUUUCCUAUGUCACAAUAAUUAUGCGGUUCUAUGGUUCUCAUCCUACAAUUAGCUGGCGACCAGUCAAAUGUUCAUCCCACCUCUUACCUAAAUUUAGCUGGUAUAGGCUUCAGCUUACCCGUGACCCUAGUAAGGACGAGUGGUAUAGAAAAUGGAUGGAUGGAUUGUCAUCAUGGCGGCACAGUGGAGUACUGGUUAGAGCGUCUGCCUCACAGUUCUGAGGACCGGGGUUCAAAUCCCGGCCCCACCUGUGUGGAGUUUGCAUGUUCUGCGUAGGUUUUCUCUGAGCACUCAGGUUUCCUCCCACUUCCCAAAAACAUGCAUGGUAGGUUGAUUGAAGACUCUAAAUUGCCCGUAGGUGUGAAUGGUUGUUUUUUGAUGUGUGCCCUGCGAUUGAGUGGCAACCAGUUCAGGGUGUACCCUGCCUCCUGCCCAAAGAUAGCUGGGAUGGGCUCCAGCACUCCUGCGACCCUUAUGAGGAUAAGCGGCUCAGAAAUUGGAAUGCAAUGGAUUGUCAUCAUCCCACUUUGCCUCACCAGAAUCAUAAAGUGGUGGUAUCACAAAAAAGUCAAAAGCCAAAGAAUUCAAUUUUACCACUUGACCUUUGCAUUCCCACUGAUUUAUUAUUAUUAUUUUUUUUUUUAAAUGAAAAUGCAUAGGCCUGUCAUGAUUUUUAAAAAAGAAUAUAAAAUUAAGACGAUAUAUUUUCCUAAAAAAUAUCACGCUAAACGAUAAUAAAGUUGUUGUUCUUCAUGCCUCUGUAAUCAUGAAAAAUAAGGCCCAUCCUCGAGCUGCAAGCUUGUGUGGUUGGUCCGCUGAAGUCGCUGGAGAUCAGACCUCAAUCAAAUAUACCUUCGCCAUAGUACUGGCUGAAUAACGUGUGCCGCUGAGGUUUUGCUUAAUAAACAGUUAACUUUCUCGUGUGUGUUAAUUUGGGACUCGCACAACAACUCAGAGCGAGGGACUGUCGUUUUAAACUGUCGCCACGAUGGAGCGAGCUGUUUAGUUCAUGAGCUAGCUCGUUAGCUCACAGGCUAACUCGUUCGCUUGUGGACUAGCGAACAUAAUAAACAGUUACUUUCCCUUAAGUGUCUCGGUUGUGUGCUACGCACUGCACAUGGAGCGAGGCUGUGGAGUAUUGGACAGAGCCAAUAUUAAACAGUAAAGUAGUAGUACACUAGUACACAGUAGUACACUAAACAGUCCAGCGGUGUUCCAUGAGCCCACUAGCAGCCAUCCCACAGUGAGCCGACGACUCACCAGAAAAAUGACAAUUUAUCGAGUCCGGAAAAACUAUCGUGAUCGAUAAGUCGAUGUAGUGAUUAUCGUGACAGGCCUGGGUAUGCAUUGCUCUAUUAAAUUAUGGUGACAUUCAGUAUGUUGAUCAUAAAAAAUAUUUUAUAGAUAUUGUUCGUUUAUCAUUAUUAAAAAUAGAACAAAUAUUUUCUCUAAAAUUAUUUGAGAUUCCAUUUCUUAAUCUUUCUAAAAAUGUUUAUUUUCAUAAUUAGAAAAAUUAUGUCUCAAUGAAAUUAUAUCGGAUUUGGAUUAAAUUUGCUGUCUAUAUGUGAGAAAAUCUGACAUUUGUUUUGUAUUUGGCAGUAAAAAAAAAAUCACAUCCAGUAUAUAGAUAUAUAAAUCCAUCCCUCCAUCCAUCCAUCCAUCCAUUUUCUGGACCGCUUAUCCUCACUAGGGUCGUAGGCAUGCUGGAGCCUAUCCCAGCUAUCUUCGGGCGAGUGGCGCGGUACACCCUGAACUGGUCGCCUGCCAAUUGCAGCAGUGUGUGUGUAUGUCUGUGUGUGUGUGUAUAUGUGUGUGUGUGUAUAUGUUCACUGAUUGGUUUUGUGGGUUUAAGCCUUGGUGGAGGUCCGGGCUAUGUGAGUGGCUCUAUUGUGCGUUGUUGUGGCGUCCACAUCACUCGGGCUUCAGUUCUGCUGAAAGCCUUAAUAAGGUUAGAGAGUAAGUGGUGUGUGUUUGUGCUUGUUUAUAUGUGCAUCUGUGAGUG
Messenger RNA from Phyllopteryx taeniolatus (common seadragon), 10733 nucleotides. RefSeq names its product aminopeptidase O (putative) (gene aopep). Bases 296 to 2443 code for a protein of 715 amino acids. Gene Ontology annotation, molecular function: zinc ion binding; metalloaminopeptidase activity. The transcript has 12 exons. The record is from RefSeq and is a predicted model, not a curated record. Gene Ontology annotation, cellular component: nucleolus. Lineage: Eukaryota; Metazoa; Chordata; Actinopteri; Syngnathiformes; Syngnathidae.